Molecule: messenger RNA, 641 nt
Organism: Hibiscus syriacus
Lineage: Eukaryota; Viridiplantae; Streptophyta; Magnoliopsida; Malvales; Malvaceae
Product: FCS-Like Zinc finger 3-like
Exons: 2
Coding region: 95-370 (91 amino acids)
Biological process (GO): regulation of DNA-templated transcription
Molecular function (GO): zinc ion binding
Source: RefSeq, a predicted model, not a curated record
UUAUAAAUACCUUCAAAGCUUCAACCCACCCUCUCCUCUCCCUCACUCUUCCCUUUACCCUUCGAUUCCAGGUCCGUUUGCUACUACGGCAGCCAUGUCGGCUUAUUAUUACUCCGGUUUCCCAGAUAACCAUGAAGCUCACUACCUCGAUUCCUGCUCCGUUUGCGGCAAUUCGCUUCGCAAUUCCGAUAUUUUCAUGUACAGAGGGAACACGCCGUUUUGCAGCAAAGAGUGCAGACAAGAACAGAUGGAGGUCGAUGAAGCGAGUGAGAAGAGGUUGAAAUCCGGUAGAUCUAUGAGGAAAUCGGAUUCCAAGAGUUCCACGCCGCCCAACAAAACUGUACGGACGGUGAUUGUUACGGUGUCGUGACGACGAUUGCCUGUGCUUUUGAUUCUGUGGUGUAGAGUGAUUUGGUAGCGUCAAUUUUGGGGUUGGGAAUGACGAAACAAAAGCGAAAAACAAGAUGAUCAGAAACAAGGAAAAAGCUUCGAUGGGAUUCGUUUCUUGUCAAUUGAUCUUCUUUUUUCCUGGGGUUUGAUGGUUUUGAGGCGUGGAUGUUUAUAUAAGGAGGAGGGGAGGGAUCCGAUUGUGCAGUUUCUCAUCAAUGAAAAGUGUUCAAAAGGAUUCAUAAUUUUCUGGA